This is a messenger RNA of Anisakis simplex (herring worm), 282 nucleotides long. The record is from the annotation of a GenBank genome assembly. NCBI's taxonomy places the organism in Eukaryota, Metazoa, Nematoda, Chromadorea, Rhabditida, Anisakidae.
GAACAUGAGAAGCGAUGCUGGACGGUACAGUUCAACAAUGUUGAUCCACAGUUGAUGGCUUCUGGUUCAGACGAUGCGAAGGUGAAACUUUGGUCGCUAUUAUCAGAUCGUUCGGUGGGAUCAAUUGAUGCAAAAGUGAACGUUUGCUGUGUUUAUUUCAGUCCAACGUCGAGACAUAGCCUUGUUUUUGGUUCGGCUGGUGAGGGGCAUCUUCAUAUUGCGCUCAAAUUUUUUUAUGUUAUUGAUGUGACAUCUGCUUUCAGAGUUUGUUUUCUGAACUGA